Molecule: messenger RNA, 861 nt
Organism: Aquila chrysaetos chrysaetos
Lineage: Eukaryota; Metazoa; Chordata; Aves; Accipitriformes; Accipitridae
Exons: 3
Coding region: 1-732 (243 amino acids)
Source: RefSeq, a predicted model, not a curated record
AUGCGGCUCCGGCUGAGGUCCCCGGGAACCGCGUGGGAAGCGCGCCCUGCGGGCGAGGGUGGGUCUGCGACACCGCGGCUGGGAGGGGGCUCUCUCCCCUUCCCCCCCGGGCAGCCGUCGUGCGGAGCGCUGCUGGAGCCCUCUGCCACUGCGUGGGGAUCGCUCCGCGAUGCCGCUGCCCACUCGGUGCUCGCACCGGCCCUCGCGUGUUUCCCCUUAGCAGGAGCUGGACCUCCGGCGCUCGAAGUCACUCGGGUGGGCGAGUUGCCGCAGUCCUUCCAGCGACGUGACCGGCUGCUGGGGUCGGCGCUUGCGGGGAGGAACCCGCCGGACCAAGCCCCGGGAGGGGCGGCUUCUGAUGCCCGUUUUUGCCCCCCCCAGCCCGCAGCCGCCCUCCGCGGUGCAGGCAGGCUACCGCCCGGCCGGCCCAAUCCUGCGGUGAUGGGCUGCCGGAAGCCGGGACCGCUGGAGCUCGCCGGCCGGGGACCGUGCUGUUUGAAGCCCGGUGGCCGCUGGCAGGUAUUUGCUAGCCCCAGGAUGAGAAAUGGAGGUGUCCUGGCUCAUGCACAUGGACUUAUUUCCCCUGCUGUGUCUGCAUUUAAUAACCUGGGUGUGCUGCUCCUGCUCCGGGUGGCCCAGGGCUUGCCAAGAUUCCACGGUGUGCCGGGGUGGUGCUGGGAUCGCGCUCCUGGAGGAGCUGCAGGGGCUCUGCCCCAGGCAGGCGAGCCCUGACCAGACUGGCCGCUGCCCUGCUCACCCCUCCGCAGGUCCAGCCCUGUGCUGCCGGUAGCCCUGCCCGCUUCACUGCUCUGCUCUCGCUGCUGCUGGCUAGGACAUUGCCCGCCCUUUUCAGCUUAGGAC